AUGAAGAGAACAGCAAGUUUGUCUGAUACUCAAGUUCAAAUAAUUGAGGCCACCUGCAGUGAUCAUGGAAAGCCUUUGGAGCUCUUUUGUGAAACAUGUAAUACAGCAAUCUGCUCUCACUGCUGUGUUCGUAAACACAAGCAUCAUGAUUGUGACCUAGUCACUGACGUUUUUACUAAACAUUGUCAAAAGUUAAGAGAAUGUCUAUUGCCAGUUGAAGCAAAGAAAGUAGCACUCAAGAGGGUUCUGUCUGCUCUAACAAGGAGAGAGGGUGAGAUCAGAGAGAAAGGAGAAUUAAUUUUGAAAGAUAUACAUAAAAUGGUAGAGGAAAUGAUGGAUGUCCUUCGUGAGUCAGAGAGGAAACUGACUGAGCAGGCAAAGAGGGUUACUGAUGAUAAACUAAGGGUGCUUUCAGAGCAGAUCAAAUCAGCAAAAAUUAAUCUGGGUCUUCUGGAAGAUGUUGAGGAUUAUGUCAAAGAAAGUCUGAAGACAGGCAGUCCUCAACAAGUCCUGGGAUUUAAAGAACAAAUGAUCGAGCACAUGAGUGAAGUUACUGCACAGGUCAAUAUAGAGAAGUUACAGCCAAAGGAAAAGGCUGACUUUGCAUUGAGUAAAGAUAUCAAAUCACUGCAUCACAUUGGAGAUAUUGUGACCUACUCAUCUACUGCACUAGAGCAGUGUAAAGUGAAGAAAAUUGAUAGCAUUAUAACUACUGAAAAAACAGUUUCAUUUCCACUAUCAAUUGAGGCACAAGAUUCGUCUCUUUUGUCAGUCCCUGUCUCUUUUUUGAGGUGUAGUCUAGUACCAGCAGCAUGUACUAUAGCAGAGCUCAAUGGUCCAUGGGGAGUUGCUGUUAGUGAUGAAAAUCUAAUUAUGGUGACUGAGUGGGGUGGUCACUGUGUAACGAUACUGGAUAGAGAAGGAAAGAAAGUGAAAUCAUUGGGAGGAAAAGGAAGAAGUGGCAAUGUUAAGUUUUCUUCCCCUCGUGGUAUAGCCAUUACUCCAGACAAAUGCAUUCUUGUGUCUGAUAAUCACAGGAUCCAGAAGAUAAGCAUGGAUGGACACUGUUUAGCUAUAGUUGGCAAGAAAGGCAGUGGACCACUACAAUUUAUUUAUCCUGAUGUCUUGAAUCCUGACCUAUCCUUCAAUCGCUCGUUUGGUAGUGAAGGAUCAGCUAGUGGGCAAUUUAGGUAUCCAAAUGACAUUGCUAUUGACUGUCAUGGAUUAGUCUAUAUUACUGAUAGUGAUAACCAUUGCAUUCAAAAGUUUUCUCCUAAUGGAAAGUUUGUGGGUUGGUUUGGUAUUAAAGGUUCUGGUCCUGGAGAGCUUAAUAGGCCCAAUGUCUUCACUAGUGAUGGUGUGUUUGUCAGUAGUUUUGGUGGGAAAGGGAGUGAUAUUGAUCAUUUUCAAGAACCAUUGGGGUUAACAUUUGAUAGAAAUGGAUACUUCUAUGUUUGUGAUCAUCUUAAUAGACAACUUUUUGUUUAUUAA
Amphimedon queenslandica is the source of this 1491-nucleotide messenger RNA. Its product is annotated as E3 ubiquitin-protein ligase TRIM71-like. The coding region runs from base 1 to 1491 and encodes 496 amino acids. The transcript is spliced from 4 exons. NCBI's taxonomy places the organism in Eukaryota, Metazoa, Porifera, Demospongiae, Haplosclerida, Niphatidae. Gene Ontology annotation, molecular function: zinc ion binding; protein binding. The record is from RefSeq and is a predicted model, not a curated record.